AAUCGCUCGCUCCGAAGCUGCCGACAGUCAAUAAUAUUGAAAGCUGAUUGAAUAAUAUCAACCGGCUUAUGUCCAGUAAGAACGUAUCAAUGGGAGCCUAUAACGAACGGUAGGUAUACUUGCGUAUCAUAAAAUAGAUAAGUAAAGACCGCAUAAUUAAAUUGUUAUAAUGAAUUGUGGAUUUUAAAUGUUUUUUUAAACUUUAAUAUCAGUAUUUGCAAAGGCUAACGACGGUGUAGUAAGCACUGUGUAUUUUAGUUUCCUCACUGGAGAUAAAAGGAUCCUAGAAGACUCUUCUGCGUAAUUGUGUCCUGUCUUCUGCGAGGUAUCCCGACAACCAUCGAUACUUCGCUGAUCAAUCACUAUGGAAGGCGAAGGAAAGGGGUUGACGCUCCAGCUGAUGAUGGCAGUGGGAACAGCUGUGAUUGGCUCGCUGCAGUUUGGCUACAACACAGGGGUCAUCAAUGCUCCCCAAAAGAUCAUCGAAGGCUUCCUGAAUGACACGUGGAACAGCAGGUACUCUGAGCCCAUCCCUACCACAUCCCUGACCACCCUGUGGUCCAUCUCCGUGGCCAUCUUCUCUGUCGGGGGCAUUUUUGGCUCCUUCUCCGUGGGCCUCUUUGUCAACCGCCUGGGCAGGAGAAACUCGAUGCUCAUUGCCAACGUGCUGGCGUUCAUCGCCGCUGGGUUCAUGGGCUUCUCCAAGCUGGCGGCGUCGUGGGAGAUGCUGAUUAUCGGGCGCUUCAUUGUUGGGCUCUACUCCGGCCUGUCCACUGGCUUCGUGCCUAUGUACGUGGGGGAGAUUGCGCCCACCUCGCUCCGCGGGGCACUUGGCACUCUGCACCAGCUGGGCAUCGUCCUUGGCAUCCUCAUGGCACAGGUGUUUGGGAUCGAGUCGAUAAUGGGGAACUCCACUCUGUGGCCCUUUCUGCUGGGCUUCACAUUCAUCCCAGCCAUGCUGCAGUGUAUCCUGUUACCCUUCUGCCCCGAGAGCCCCCGCUUCCUCCUAAUCAACCGCAACGAGGAGCUCAAGGCCAGAGAAGUGCUGGAGAAGCUGCGAGGCACUGAGGAGGUGGGCGCCGACAUGCAGGAGAUGAAGGAGGAGGCCAGGCAGAUGAUGAGGGAGAAGAAGGUGACCAUCCUGGAGCUGUUCCGCUCGCCACUCUACCGCCAGCCCAUCUUCAUCGCCGUCAUGCUCCAGCUCUCCCAGCAGUUGUCUGGCAUCAACGCUGUUUUCUACUACUCCACCAGGAUAUUUGAGAAGGCGGGAGUCUCUCAGCCAGUCUACGCUACGAUUGGUGCUGGAGUGGUCAAUACAGCCUUCACUGUUGUGUCUCUAUUCGUUGUGGAGCGUGCUGGGCGAAGAUCCCUUCACCUCACUGGGUUGCUGGGGAUGGCAUUCUCAGCUGUCCUGAUGACAAUCGCUAUGGCACUACUGGACCAGCUGCCAUGGAUGUCUUACGUCAGCAUCGUAGCCAUCUUUAGCUUUGUGGCCUUCUUUGAGAUCGGCCCGGGCCCCAUCCCCUGGUUCAUCGUGGCUGAGCUCUUCAGCCAAGGUCCUCGGCCCUCUGCCUUUGCCGUUGCUGGAUUCUCCAACUGGUCGGCUAACUUCAUAGUGGGCAUGACCUUCCAAUACGUUGAGCAACUGUGUGGUCCCUACGUCUUCAUCAUCUUCACUGUGCUACUGCUGGGCUUCUUCAUCUUCACUUAUUUCAAGGUGCCUGAAACCAAGGGACGGUCGUUUGAUGAGAUCUCCGCCGGCUUCCGCCAUGAGGCUGGACAGUCAGGAGAAAAGUACGCUCCUGAUGAGAUGAACAGCCUUGGGGGAGCCGACUCAACUCUAAGCUCUCCGACAACACUCCCAACCUCCUUCAAUACUACUGAUAGACUGGGGGGGCAACAUAUGCCUGGGCAUUUCUAGUUUAGGGACGAGUGCCACUCCUAUAGGCCUUCAGAGUCCCACCUCUCCUGCUCUCUGUGGUAAACUGAUGACUGCAGUAUGCAUGGUGUUCCAGGAGGGGGUGAUGAGACUGCGAAUUCACAAUAGAGAUGUAUAGAGAUAGCAACGUUAUAUGUUUCAUUAUGGCGUCUGACAGCAUGGGCAGCACCAUUGAGGCCAUCUCCAUUUUAAAUCUCUAUAGUAUUGAGACAUCUCACAGGCAAAUUUUUUCAUGUCUGAUCAGGUGGUGCAAACGGGGGAGAGGGGAAUAAGUAGACCAGAGCCAGCUAUCAUAAAAGGGCAUUUAUGAGACAUCUUCAUUAUCUUGUUGGUUUAAAUCCUCAUCAGCCUGAAAGGGAAAUAGCUCUUUAUCCUCUUUUGGUCUCUACCUGCAGCUUAAAAGGGCUGACUAGGUUGCUAUUAAGAUAACAAAGUGAAACACUGAAUUAAACAGUGCUUUCCAUUCCACUUAUCCAAUACUUAAUAUCACCACAAACUAUGCAGACACAUUCUCAAUUCCAACUGUUCAUCCACAAUUUACUCCAGCAAACUCUGACAAUAAAAACAAAACCCCCGACCAAUCUUAUUGACAAAAGGUUAUAACAAGGCACCAUAUCCCUGACCUAGCCGAGAUAUUGUAUGUCAAUAUUUUACUUAUUUGUGUCUCGGCUCUUCUGUUACUGAGGAGCAAUAUGAGCUAUCUUUGUUAAAGCAUUCUAUUUACACCAUUAGAAAUUAAUUAAUUAUGAAGCCAACUCUAUUCAUGGAUGUUUGUGAUUAUAUAUCCCUCAAUUAUUUUCUUUAUUAAGUGAAGUGUUAUAUUAUAUCUUAAUAUAUGACUCUGGUAGGACCUAAUGCUUGUAUGUAAUGGAAUACCAACAGUAAUAAUGUAUUUUUAAUCCCUUUAUUUAAUGAAUUAACUUAAUUUAAGUUUUACAAUAGUCUUGAUAUUUGCACAAAACCUUACUGUGACUAAGUGGGACUUAGUAGUUUCAGCACACCAUUCCCUGAAAAUAACCUUACAUUUCCUCAACCACAGUCUAUUGGCAUAAUAAUACUGCACAUUUGGUAUAAAAUGAAAUGUCAAACUAUACUAGCAACAGUGGUGUAGUGGAGUUACCAGCUUUUUUUGCCCAACAGUUUACCAUGGUCUUGUCAAAUUGUUGAACUAGAUCACAUUUUAUUUAAAAAAAAAUAUAUAUAUAUAUAUAUAUUCUCAACACAAUUGAUUUAUAUUCAACAAUAAAAUAGAAACUUUCAAAUUAUAUUGCAUAAUUAGAUCAUGUCAACUAACCAGGCCUAUCAAGUGUAUUAUUGAACUAUAUUUAUAGCAUUUCUGUAUCUGCCCUUUGAUCUGUUUAACAAAUUGUAGCUGUUGUUGAUCCUCAACGUUACUUUUGGAAUAUGCAUUUAAAUAACUCAGCAAAAAAAGAAAUGUCUUCUCACUGUCAACUGCGUUUAUUUUCAGCAAACUUAAUGUGUAAAUAUUUGUAUGAACAUAAGAUUCAACAACUGAGACAUAAACUGAACAAGUUCCACAGACAUGUGACUAACAGAAAUGGAAUAAUGUGUCCCUGAACAAAGGGGAUAUCAAAAGUAACAGUCAGUAUCUGGUGUGGCCACCAGCUGCAUUAAGUACUGCAGUGCAUCUCCUUCUCAUGGACUGCACCAGAUUUGCCAGUUUUUUUUUUUCUCUGUGAGACGUUACCCCACUCUUCCACCAAUGCACCUGCAAGUUCCCAGACAUUUCUGGGGGGGAAUGGCCCUAGCCCUCACCCUCCGAUCCAACAGGUCCCAGACGUGCUCAAUUGGAUUGAGAUCCGGGCUCUUCGCUGGCCAUGGCAGAACACUGACACUCCUGUCUUGCAGGAAAUCAUGCACAGAACGAGCAGCAUGGCUGGUGGCAUUGUCAUGUCAGGAUGAGCCUGCAGGGAGGGUACCACAUGAGGGAGGAGGUCUUCCCUGUAACGCACAGCGUUGAGAUUGCCUGCAAUGACAACCAGCUCAGUCCGAUGAUGCUGUGACACACCGCCCCAGGUCAUGACGGACCCUCCACCUCCAAAUCGAUCCCGCUGCAGAGUAUAGGCCUCGAUGUAAUGCUCAUUCCUUCGACAAUAAACGCAAAUCCGACCAUCACCCCUGGGGAGACAAAACCGCGACACAUCAGUGAAGAGCACUUUUUGCCAGUUCUGUCUGGUCCAGACGUUGUUGCCGGUGAUGUCUGGUGAGGACCUACAAGCCCUCAGUCCAGCCUCUCUCAGCCUAUUGCGGACAGUCUGAGCACUGAUGGAGGGAUUGUGCGUUCCUGGUGUAACUCAGACAGUUGUUGCUAUCCUGUACUUGUCCCGUAGGUGUGAUGUUCGAAUGUACAGAUCCUGUGCAGGUGUUGUUACACGUGGUCUGCCACUGCGAGGACGACCAGCUGUCCGUCCUGUCUCCCUGCAGCGCUGUCUUAGACGGCUAAUAGUACGGACAUUUAUUGCCCUGGCCACAUCUGCGGUCCUCCUUGCAGCAUGCCUAACCACGUUCACGCAGAUGAGCAGGGACCCUGGGCAUCUUUCUUUUGGUGUGUUUUUCAGAGUUAGUAGAAAGGCCUCUUUAGUGUCCUAAGUUUUCAUAACUGUGCCCUUAAUUGCCUACCGUCUGUAAGAUGUUAGUGUCUUAACGACCGUUCCACAGGUGCAUGUUCAUUAAUUGUUUAUGGUUCAUUGAACAAGCAUGGGAAACAGUGUUUAAACCCUUUAUAAUGAAGAUCUGUGAAGUUAUUUGGAUUUUUACGAAUGAUCUUUGAAAGACAGGGUCCUGAAAAAGGGACAUUUCUUUUUUUGCUGAAUUUAUAAUAAUACAAUGGGGUGUUCACAGGGUAACCUUUCAUUCAAAUGAAAUAUUGAGCAAUAAAACCUUUUAUUACGGUAUUUUCUAUCAUCUAUACACCGAAGACUAAGUUUCAACAUUAAUAAGUAGGACAAUGAUAUCAGCAAAUGUGAAUAUAUAUAUACUUUUACUAGCAAAUGUUACAUACACUCCACUUGUAUUUUAGAGGGUGACUGCUUUGUGACUACAAAUGGGGAUUUGUAGUGUGUCCUCUGAUUUUCAGAAGUAUAGCUACUGUAGUCUUUCAGUCAUCUGAGGCAAAACAUUUUGGAAUUUAUUGAUUUUUAUCCUUGUCUUUGAUCAAUACAAUGUAUAAUAAUUUCCCUACUUGUUUCAAGCUGUGUGUGUCCGUGCAUGCAUGCAAUUGUGUCCCUCUCUCUCUCUCUCUUGUGUGUUCUCGUGUACACACCACAAGUCACUAGGCUAGUGACUUUUCUGUAGUGUUGAACACUUCCUGUAAAUAACAUAAAAUAUAAAUAACUGUAGUUGUAAUCCCAAGUAAGCUCUAACUUGUCAAUUACAGAGUGGGGACAUAUAUUAUUUUCUAAAACAAAUAAUUUAUUUGUGAGCUGUACAAAUGUAUUGUAAAAUAAAAAUCUGUGUGUUGUGCCUAGGGGGUGGGGGUGUAGAUUUUUAGCUUUCUUUUUUAUGUAAAAACAAUGUGCCAAGACUGCUAUAUUCACAGUUUUUCCCCUUUUUUAUGAGAUAUUGUAUCGUAGCUGGAUAUUUGUCUCAAUAAAAACAAGCUGCACCCAGGGAA
This is a messenger RNA of Salvelinus fontinalis (brook trout), 5573 nucleotides long. Its product is annotated as solute carrier family 2, facilitated glucose transporter member 1-like. Gene Ontology annotation, biological process: response to insulin; monosaccharide transmembrane transport. Gene Ontology annotation, molecular function: hexose transmembrane transporter activity. The record is from RefSeq and is a predicted model, not a curated record. NCBI's taxonomy places the organism in Eukaryota, Metazoa, Chordata, Actinopteri, Salmoniformes, Salmonidae. Bases 365 to 1921 code for a protein of 518 amino acids. Gene Ontology annotation, cellular component: apical plasma membrane; basolateral plasma membrane. The transcript is spliced from 10 exons.